AUGGGCGCGAAAGUCCCCCGCAACUUUCGCCUGCUCGAGGAGCUUGAAAAAGGCGAGAAAGGCUUGGGAGCAGAGGCCUGCUCGUAUGGUUUGGAUGAAGGCGACGACCUGCUCAUGACAAAUUGGAACGGCACCAUUCUGGGCCCACCCCACAGCGUGCAUGAAAACCGGAUCUACUCCCUCAAGAUUGUCUGCGGUAACAGCUACCCCGACUCACCUCCAGAGGUGACCUUCAUCAGCAAAGUCAACUUGCCCUGCGUGAACCCGCAAAAUGGGAAGGUCGACCUCUCGAAGCUCCCAAGCAUCAGUGUGUGGAAGCGCGACUUUACCAUGGAGACUAUUCUCAUCGAGAUUCGACGGUACAUGGCAGCUCCUGCGAACAAGAAGCUUCCGCAGCCUCCAGAAGGCACCAACUUUUGA
Ramularia collo-cygni is the source of this 420-nucleotide messenger RNA. Its product is annotated as probable ubiquitin-conjugating enzyme E2. Gene Ontology annotation, cellular component: nucleus. Gene Ontology annotation, biological process: protein K63-linked ubiquitination; DNA damage tolerance. Bases 1 to 420 code for a protein of 139 amino acids. Lineage: Eukaryota; Fungi; Ascomycota; Dothideomycetes; Mycosphaerellales; Mycosphaerellaceae. The record is from RefSeq and is a predicted model, not a curated record. The transcript has 4 exons.